CAAAAUUGAAAGUAUUAAAACAACAGAGGGACCACACUUGCAAUUUUCCCAUUUGCGUAUGUCACUCCAGACUCCAGAGGAGCCUCGACUCUUCACAAAGGAAAAUAUUGAAGCCCAUUUCCUAAAUACAUUGAUUUUCUUGCAACAUUUCUUCGAGGGCCUAUUUGGGUUUUUAUAUGAUUUGACAUACCAUAAAUUAGUUCUAGUGCAAGAUUCUUGAUUUUUCUGGUUUGGGGUUUCUAUAUUUGUUUCAAGAUUAAUUGCAUAUUCCCAUAAGGUAAAAGAGACAUAAGGGACAAAUUUGUGCCUUUGUAAGCAUUAUAGCAAUAAAGUUGAAGAAGGAACUGUGAGUGGCAAAAGGUUUCUUCACAUGGGGAAACCAUUGUUUUAUGAGAUAUUGGAGAAGCCAGCUACUAGUUGUGCAAUUGGAAUAUGUAGUGCAAUUUGGUUUUAUAUUCAGAAGUCAAAUAUUGGUUAUUCACAUGUUGGUUUGAGUUAUGAAGCUGCUAUGGUGGAAGGUCAUUAUUGGAGGAUAAUAACAUCAGCAUUUUCACAUAUUAGUGUGCUUCAUCUUGUUUUCAAUAUUAGUGCACUCUGGAGUCUUGGAGUUGUUGAACAAUUGGGACAUAUAGGUCUUGGAGUAGAGUAUUAUCUUCAUUAUACAUUGGUCUUGGUUGUUCUUUCUGGCAUGCUUGUUGUGGGAAUGUAUCAUCUCUUGAUUCAGAAAUUUAAGUUAGAGUAUUUCCGGAGAGUAACUGCCGUUGGAUAUUCUUGUGUGGUGUUUGGGUGGAUGACGAUUCUUUCGGUCAAGCAACCGUCGUCAAAGUUGAAUCUUUUUGGUUUUCUUUCACUUCCCAUCAGCUUUGCGCCAUUUGAGUCACUCAUAUUCACUUCUAUUAUUGUUCCUCAAGCGAGUUUUAUUGGACAUUUAUCGGGAAUUAUUGUUGGUUAUGCUGUUGGUUGGGGUCUGAUACACGGGAUGACCAAUUACUGGGCAGUUACAAUGCUAGGAUGGACUGUGUUUGUGUUUGUUUUCAGUUUGAAAAAGUCUGGUACAUAUGAUUUGAACUUUCUUGAGAUUGAACCUGUCACGGAUCCCUCUUUGCCUUCUGUACGUUUUUUCGCAGCUGGAAAUAGUAGAAGUUUACAGAUGAGUACAUCAACAGAUGCUGGUGCUGAUCUUGUAUAGCUGUCAGAAGAUUUCACUUCGUACUUGGGGAUCGCAACGUAAUUCUAGUAUUGUAUUGGCAUUUUUGCUGGAUAACUUGUUGAUUAUGCACAGUUACCUCCAACACCAUCAUUUGCCCGGUGAUAUGUUCAUUGGUUCUCGAAACACCUGUUUGUUUGUUGAACCAACUGUUUAGGUAACCACUGUCAUUUGUAAGUGUGGUGGACUAAGUUGCUAUUACAUUUUAUAGAUAAACCAUGAUGUAUUCCACUUAACACUGAAUUUUUGUGAUUAGGUGCUUUAGCCGUUCUGUCACAUCCAUGCAUUAUAAUUCAUAAAUGAUUUAGCUGGAUACAUUUGCAAAUCUCAAAA
This is a messenger RNA of Capsicum annuum, 1540 nucleotides long. RefSeq names its product RHOMBOID-like protein 13. The record is from RefSeq and is a predicted model, not a curated record. The transcript is spliced from 2 exons. NCBI's taxonomy places the organism in Eukaryota, Viridiplantae, Streptophyta, Magnoliopsida, Solanales, Solanaceae. Gene Ontology annotation, molecular function: serine-type endopeptidase activity. Gene Ontology annotation, cellular component: membrane. The coding region runs from base 371 to 1189 and encodes 272 amino acids.